UGAGGUUGUUUUGUAGCUUAUAAUAAGAUUCUAAAACCAUAGAAACGUUCUUCUUUGACUUGUUUUUCAAAAUAUUUAACGUCUAUUUCUCCUCGACAGUGUAUAGAGUCAAACUUUGUUGCCAACAUUGAAAAUUCAAGCACGUCCAUGAGGUGUACGAUGUAGUAGAAACAUAUCGGAUGAAUUCUUCAACAUGCCGAGUAACAAGUCGGCUUCUUUUAAGCGAUUUCCAAUUGGGGACCUUGCAAGAAAGCGAAAGGAGUUAAAGGAAGACUUCUUGGCUGCAGAAAGUGAGACUGCUAGACUGCAGAAUGAAGCAAACAUCGCACAGAAAGACGUCAAUAAACUGAAAAAGAGGAUAAAACGGCACAAGGAGAGUUUAGCAUUACUUGAGGAAGAGGAGCAGUCCCUAGCUGUGAAAAGAAGAAAGCUUGAAAUGCCGUCAAAAAGAAAGAAUACUGCAAGGGACAGUAUGCCGACAUCACUAUGCCAGAACAACUCAGAGAAAAUUAGCUUAGAUAUAUCAGCCAGAUCAGCCAGAAGACGAUGCAAAGAAACACUAAUUGCCUGCGAAAAUGUUCAUGGCCAUAUUGAGGGUAGUAACUCUGCUGCGCUGGAUGGCAUGUGGGUAACCUUAGUAAAUGAAAGUACUCCGAAGCAUCUUCAGUCAUUCUUUGAUACUUCACGGAAGAUACAAGAUAAGGUUAUCCCAGCUAUAACCAAAGCUCAGGUUAAGGAGUAUGAGAAAAGUCAAGACAACUUGUGUAGAAGCUUGAAAGUAUUGUAUGAAGAUGGCCUUAUGUCAAAGAAAAAGUAUAAGUCACUUUUACAAAAUCAGUGGAUAUUGCUAACAUCCAUGACUUUGCAACUGAAUUUUGCCAGGGCCUAG
Molecule: messenger RNA, 889 nt
Organism: Dendronephthya gigantea
Lineage: Eukaryota; Metazoa; Cnidaria; Anthozoa; Malacalcyonacea; Nephtheidae
Exons: 4
Coding region: 194-889 (231 amino acids)
Source: RefSeq, a predicted model, not a curated record